AUGGAUGGCUAUGGCUCGCCUGCCACCCAGUCCGUCUUGCUCCUCAUGGCAGCAGCGGCAACCUGGAUCAGCUUCUUCCUUGUCGCCGACGCGUCCGCGGGCGCCGUGACCUGCAUACGGCGCGAGCGGGACGCGCUGCUGGCCUUCAAGCAAGGCAUCAACGACACCGGCGAUGAACUCGGGUCGUGGCAGCGAGGGCGCCAAGAUUGCUGCCGAUGGGCAGGCAUCACCUGCAGCAACGUGACCGGCCGUGUCAUCGGGCUUGACCUUAGCCGGAGGUUUUCUUUGGUCGGCCAGAUAAGUCCUCCCUUGCUUUCUCUAGAGCAUCUCGAGUACCUCAAUCUCCAGUCUACAUCCCUGUGUGGGCAUGAUGGCCGUAUUCCAGAGUUCUUGGGUUCUUUAAAGAACUUGAGACAUCUCGAUCUCUCCUACAUAUAUUGCUCCGACACAGUGCCUCCUCAGCUUGGCAACCUUUCAAAGCUGGAAUAUCUCGACCUCUCCAACAUGCAGAUGGACUUGAUAGACAUCUCAUGGUUAGCCCGUUUACCUAGGUUGAUGUAUCUUGACAUUAGUUAUAUGAAUCUCAGCUCAAUAGCUGAUUGGCCUCUUGUGGUGAACAUGAUUCCUUCUUUGAAGGACCUCCGCCUUUCUUACUGCUCGCUUUCCAGUACAAACCAAUCCCUCACACACCUAAACCUCACAAAUCUUCAGCACCUUGAUCUCUCACGUAACUACUUUGGUCAUCCAAUUGCGUCCAGUUGGUUUUGGAACGUAACAAGCAUCGAGUACCUUGACCUUUCUGAUACCUCCCUGCAUGGUCCAUUUCCUAAUGCGCUAGGAAACAUGACGUUUCUCCGCCAGCUAUACUUUUAUCACCAAUCUUUUGGAAUUGGUAACACAGCCACAAUGACAGUCGAUUUGAAAAAUCUAUGUGAUUUGGAAAUGAUAUGGCUUGAUGGGAGUCUCUCCUCUGGAAAUAUAACAGAGUUUCUGGAGAAAUUGCCGCGCUGCCCGUCAAACAGAUUGCAAGAAUUGAGGCUGAGCAGCAACAAUAUGGUUGGAAUGCUGCCAAACAGAAUGGGCCACUUAACAAACUUAUCUAGUCUCGACCUGUCCUAUAAUAACAUUACUGGAGCUAUACCUCCAUGGUUGGAAAAUUGCACUAGUUUGUCGUAUCUUUCUCUUUCCAGCAAUGGUCUUACUGGACCUAUACCAGUAGGGAUAGGGAGUUGCACUAUAUUAGACAUCCUCGACCUCUCUUACAAUGAUAUUACUGGAGCUAUACCGCUAGGCAUAGGGAAUUUUACUACAUUGAGGUACCUUGUUCUUUCUCACAACCUUUUGAGUGGACAUGUGCCUUCUAUGAUUGGUAUGCUUGGUGAUUUGAUUGACCUUGACCUUAGCAACAAUAACCUGGAUGGCCUGAUCACAAGGGAACACAUGGCUUCUCUGAAGAACUUAAGGCACAUGGAUUUAUCGCAUAAUUCGUUCUCAGGACCUCUCCCGAUAGAAACUGGAGCUCAAUUUUUGCUAGAAUUGUCUUUGUCCUCCAAUUACUUCAGUGGUCAUGUUCCUGGAUCUAUAUGUCAGCUGCGGAACCUACUUGUCUUGGACCUAUCAGACAACUUUUUAGAGGGAGAACUUCCUCAGUGUUCUCACGACCCUAACUUGGUUUUCCUCCUCUUAAGUAACAAUGGCUUUUCUGGCAAGUUCCCAUCAUCACUUCGAAACUACUCGAGUUUGGCUUUCAUGGAUCUUUCAAGGAACAAUUUGUAUGGGACAUUGCCGUUGUGGAUUGAAGAAUUGGUACAGUUGCGCUUUUUGCAACUAAGCCACAACUUGUUGUAUGGAGAUAUUCCGGUGACUAUCACCAAUCUUCAAUACCUUCAUCAAUUGAGUUUAGCGGGAAAUAAUAUAUCUGGAGUUAUACCUGAGUCUUUGUCAAAUUUAACAUCAAUGGCCCAAAAAGAUCCAGAGAACUCCAAGGACGACAUGUCUGCAUGGUAUGACAACCAUGUGGGUAAAUUUAGAGGACUUUGGGAUGUUGUGAUGAAGCGCCAAGAACUGAAGUAUGGUGCUGGAAUUUUUUAUGUGGUUGGUAUUGACCUAUCACUCAACCACUUAACUGGAGACAUUCCAGAAAGGAUAACUUCUCUUGAUGGAUUACUGAAUUUGAACUUAUCAUGGAACCACUUGAGUGGGAAAAUUCCCGUGAAGAUUGGGGCCAUGAAAUCAGUCGAAUCACUCGACCUAUCAAGGAAUAACCUUUAUGGUGAAAUCCCGGCAAGCUUGUCUGAAUUGACAUUUUUAAGCUCCUUGGACUUGUCAUAUAACAAUCUUACAGGAAGAAUUCCCCCAGGAAGUCAACUUGACACUAUCUAUACUGAGAACCCGUCAAUAUACACUGGUAACAUUGGUUUGUGUGGCCCUCCUCUUGAAAGGAAUUGCUCAGGAAACAACUCACUGGAGCAUGUGAAUCAACCGAGAAGGGACAGUGUUUAUGAGGCAAAGAUGUUCUUUUACUUUGGACUUGGAUCUGGGUAUGUGGCUGGCCUUUGGGUUGUGUUUUGUGCCAUUUUAUUCAAGAAAGCAUGGAGAGUUGCCUAUUUCCACCUCUUUGACAAGUUGUAUGAUAAGGCAUAUGUGUUUGUGGUUCUUACUUGGGGCAGGAGAAAUGGCAAGGCAAGUACAAGUUGA
Messenger RNA from Triticum turgidum subsp. durum (durum wheat), 2697 nucleotides. NCBI's taxonomy places the organism in Eukaryota, Viridiplantae, Streptophyta, Magnoliopsida, Poales, Poaceae. The record is from the annotation of a GenBank genome assembly.